Rotaria sp. Silwood2 is the source of this 324-nucleotide messenger RNA. The record is from the annotation of a GenBank genome assembly. Lineage: Eukaryota; Metazoa; Rotifera; Eurotatoria; Philodinida; Philodinidae.
AUGAUUGCUCCAGCUGGAGUCGUUUCGAAUACUAUAUUUAUGAUUCCAUCUGCUGACUUUAAUGAUCCAUUACGUUUGUCACAAAUUGCCAACACAAUUCGUCGUUCAAUUCUUCGAGCACGUGAUCCGAAAUUUCUCGAGCCUUGGUUGGCUACUGUUGACGUCUUAAUGAGAAAAAAUGCACGUGAAAAUCUGCGGGCCUGUGGGCAAUUUCCGAAUGAAGUGAUAGUUAAUUCUAGUUUGAGAUUCGAUUGGGCGAACCUUGUAGAUUUUGGCUACACGAACAAAUGUCGCUGUUAUGUACCUCGAGCAAGUCCAUUGUAA